Messenger RNA from Triticum aestivum (bread wheat), 963 nucleotides. Its product is annotated as BTB/POZ and MATH domain-containing protein 1-like. Gene Ontology annotation, molecular function: protein binding. The record is from RefSeq and is a predicted model, not a curated record. Bases 1 to 963 code for a protein of 320 amino acids. The transcript is spliced from 3 exons. Gene Ontology annotation, biological process: protein ubiquitination. Lineage: Eukaryota; Viridiplantae; Streptophyta; Magnoliopsida; Poales; Poaceae.
AUGGUGCCGGCGCCCACCAUCCCCCCGGAUUUCCAGCAGCUUCUACUACGUCCGGCAAAGAUCCCCCACUCAUCAAAAGUGACCUUCCUCGUCGAGGAUACCAAGUUCCGCGCCCACAGGCUUGUGCUUGCUAUGCGGUUGCCGGUCUUCGCCGCGGAGCUCUUUGGUCACAUGAGGGAGAGCACCGCUCAACGUGUCAGGAUCGAGGACAUGCGAGCCUCCACAUUCAGGGUCAUGCUCCAAUUCAUCUAUACUGACGAGCUUCCCGUCAAGCCAAACAACGGCGAGGAAUCAGGAAGCAGUCAUAAUAAUUUCAAAAGGGAAUUCAUGGCGAGGGGCCGUGAAGUCAUGGUACACAAGCUGCUUGUGGCCGCUAAUCGCGUCGAGCUCAUGUGCGAGAACAUACUAUGCGAGAGCAUCGAUCUGGCAACUGUCAUGACGACUUUGCUGCUAGUGCGGGGCCGCCAAAGGUGCUGUCAGCUCAAGGAUUCCUGCAUCAAGUACAUAACAUCUAGCCCUGAUAUGUACGACGCGGUGAAGGCGACCAAGGAGUAUGAGGAGCUCAAGGAAACAUGCAGCUCUUUUAGAAUUGAGGAGAGCGAGAUUCACGCGCACUGGCUCAUCAUCGCCAUGCAGUCGCUGCUUCUAUACGAAACAUUAGUGGUGUCGACAACCAACAGUGUCGUACGGAUCGGCGAUAUGAAGGCCGUCGUGCUCAAGGCCGUACUCCACUUUGUCUAUACCGACGAGCUGGUUCCUGUGAAUGAAAUGGUGGUAGCCAGAGAAAUGCUGGCGGCGGCAUGCUGGUUCCGCCUGGAGAGGAUGAAGGCCAUGUGCAAGAAUUUGCUCGCUCAUCUCGUGUUGAAAGACAACGCGAUGAGCACUCUGGAGCUGGCAUUGCUACACCGCUGCGAGGAGCUCAAGAUCUACUGCAACGACUUCAUUGAGCGUGCAAUGAAGUGA